GCGACGGGCAACUCGAAAUUGACGGUUUUCCCUGCUUCUGGCCAGUGGUUGAGACCGAGAUGGCGCCGCCCCCGUCCCCGCCGGUGCGACGCACGCGCGCCAAGUCCUCGUCCGCGUCGUCGGACCUCAUGGAAGACUCUGCACCGCCGGCUGCCGGCACGACGACCAAGAAGCGCAAGCUGAGCGAUGCGCCCAAGCGCCGUGGCCGCAAGGCCAAGGGCAAGCGCAAGCACUCGGACGAAGACGACGACGACGAUGACGACGAUGAUGACGACGAGGUCGAUGAGGCCGACCUCUGCGAGCUCUGCCGCGUCAAUGAGAACGACGAACUGAGCUUGAUCUGCGACGCCUGCGACAAAGUGUACCACACAUACUGCCUCGUGCCACCGCUCAAGGCCAUUCCAGCCGGCGACUGGGUCUGUCCCAAGUGCGUCGCCGAGAAGGAGGCUGAGAAAGCUCCGACAUCGGCGUCGCCUGCGCGGCAAACGCCGCCCCAACACAUGCCGUCAUUCCAGCACCCGCGCACGAGCCUUCCGGUGCCGCCGUCGUUUCACAUGCAAUCCUCGUACCACCCACCGCAUCGGAUGACGCCGCCGCAGCACAUAGCGCCCAACCAACCUCCUCCAGGGUACCCCCACAGCUCGCCCGCGACAGGUCUGCAUCAUCCGUUGCGCCCGUCGCCGCACUUGCGCCAGCUACCGAUGCCAUCGUACCACAACGUGCCGCCACCGAUAGCAGUGCACCGUCCGCUGCCAUCGCAGCAACAGCAACAACAACAGCAGCAGCAACAACAACAGCAGCAGCAACAACAGCAGCAACAGCAGCAGCAACAGCAGCAGCAACAGCAGCAGCAGCACCUUGCGUACCCGCACCACCACCAGGCCUACCCCCCGGACGCGUCGAGCGGUCCCUUGCCUGUGGCGCCAUUUCCGAGCAAGGGGCGCGACGUGCAAGACCUCUCGGAGCAGAACGAGCUCUUGCGCCGCGAGAACCAAAAGCUCAUCGAGUGGGUCGAUCGCCUCACGCGCCGCGUCGACGAGCUCAGCGCGGUCGAAGAGACGCUGCGGGCGACCCAGUACAAGUACCGCAAGAUGGAGUCGCAGCUGCUAGAUUUACAGGCGCAGCUGGCCAUGGCGCCCAACAGUGUCGGGCCCAAGAGCGGUCCGGGCUACGCGCGCACGACUCUGCCGUACCACCACCCUGUGCCCGAGUACCGGUCCGACUUCAACCCGAACGCACCGCGGUACGGCGCACCGCAAGAGCUCCCGCGGCCAGCGUACGCGCCGCCGCCGCAAGCUGAAGAACCGCCGGCACCGCCCGCGCGGCCGGCCAAGACGUCGUCGGGGCGGUACUUUCCCAAGGGGUAUGGACAACCGUACGAGGCCCCGACGCCGGCACCGGCACCGCCCGCCACGUCGCACGCGUCGACGUACGCACAGCAUGCGGCGUCGAAUCGGCAUCCGGGGCUUCACGUGAUGCCGUUGCCGCCACCCCCGGGGCGAGGGCCCAACCCCAACGCCGGUGCCAGUGCGCCCACAAGUGCACCGACCGCGGUCACCAACACCUACCGCGGUGGCGCGCCGUUCGAGUUUCCCAAGCCGAGCGCGAUGGGCUUUGGGUCGCAGCGGUCGCCCGCGGGUCGCGCGACCGGUCCGUCGCCACGCAACAGUGCGACGCUCGCGCCGUUGGCCAAGCGUCCGCUGCUGCAAGAGAAGAGCAGCAGCAACAACACGCCGACGUCGACCGGGCUCAAGGGCCCGAUGCCCGUGACGACGCCACCACGCGCGUCGUACCGCGCCGGUGCGCAUCCGACCAAAGAGCGGAGUCUGUCGAACGAAGACGACGAGGACAAGGGGGCGCACCGACCGACGACGACGACGACGACGGACGCCGGUACCAACGACAAUGAUGAGGUGCCGAUGCACAAGAAGCAGAAGCGGCUCUCGCCGUGGGAAGAGGCCGCCGUGCACCAAGCGGCCAUGUACCGUCGCGCGCAAGAGGCCGAGACGGACGCGGCCGACGUACUCAAGUCGAUUCGCCAGUCGGACCGCCCGCGGUUGUCGCCGCAUGCAGCCCACAAGUCGUCGGAUGGGACGGACAAGAUUGGGGUCUAUACGCCGCGGAGCCGCCGCCUCCUCCUCGAGCGCUACCACCUCAAGCGCACAAAGCGUCUCACGCGCCACAAGUGGUUCAAGUACCCGGUCCGGAAGACGCUCGCAGACUCGCGGCCCCGGGUGAAGGGCCGCUUUGUCAAGAACGACGAGCACGAUGGCAGUCCGUCGUCGGCGCACUUUGACGACGACAAGCCGCCGAUCGCUGUGCCCAACGACUUUGACUAUAUCCAGGCGUUUGCAGCUUGUGUCAAGGACACACAAACCUCGGUCGAAGACGUGGUCGCCGACAUUGUCGCCGCCAAGCAGCGCCAGGGCGAGCUCAUCUCGUGGGACUCGUGGACGGUCGAGCUCGAGCAUGCACUGAUCGCGCUCCUCCCAAAAGACUAUGCGAGCUCACCGUUCCCGGCCAUCUUUGCCGAGCUCGUCUACAUCCUCGGCGACGCCGAAGAGGAGUGCAACCAGGCCAACUACUGCAAGGCGCUGCAGGCCGCUGCGAUCUACGUGGCGAUUUGCCUCUCGCUCUUUACGAGUCUGGACCCGCCGUCGUCGUAUGCCGGUGACGCCGACCUCUCGCCGAUCGUGCGCUACUACCUCGCGUCGAUCGAAGAGAUGUACCGCAGUGCGCCGCGCGUCGAGCGCCGCCACACGUUUGCACUCAUGAAGGCGAUUGUCGAUGGCAUCGCCGGCGUCAUCUGCACGGGCUUUGAGCACGGGAAGCGGUACCUCCGCCCUGUCUCGAUCCCUGCGAUCCUCGCCGCCGCGCCGCCCAGUACCAGUAGUAGAAGUCCCGACGACGACGAGUCGGCGUUGUAACAGUACCACCAACCCAGUCAUUUUUCAACCA
This is a messenger RNA of Saprolegnia diclina VS20, 2958 nucleotides long. RefSeq lists its product as hypothetical. Gene Ontology annotation, molecular function: protein binding. The record is from RefSeq and is a predicted model, not a curated record. Bases 60 to 2927 code for a protein of 955 amino acids. NCBI's taxonomy places the organism in Eukaryota, Oomycota, Saprolegniomycetes, Saprolegniales, Saprolegniaceae. The transcript has 5 exons.